AGCCCAACCCAAUAAUAGUCACGGGACUAUAAAAGGGAAGUGGAUAAGCAAAAUAUAACCACACGUUGCAUUCUGGGAAGCCAUGGAAACCAUCUCUAUCUCUCCACACUCAUCUUCGCUCAUCGUUCUCACUAGACGUUCACUGCCAUCAACAAGGCACACCCAAAUCUUCUUUCCCCACCGUCAGGGCUCUCUCAGUUUCAACCCCAUAUGCUGCACCACCACUGAUAAUAACAGUAGUAGUAACAGCAGCAGCAGCAACACAACCAAUGAUGAUGCAGACUCAGUUCAAGCACCAAGUGCAACACCAGUUAAUCCUGUAGAAUUAAGCUUCCGGAAAAGAUCAAGAAGGCAAGCUAGACGGCAGAGGGAGAGGGAAAACGGCAUGCAAUCUACAAACAGAAGGGUUGAGAGUCCUCCCAAGAAAUGGGAAGACAUGACUUUGAGUGAGAAAGCAGUGGAGCUUUAUGUGGGGGAGAAAGGUGCUCUCUUUUGGCUCAACAAAUUUGCAUAUGCUUCAAUCUAUAUCAUGAUCGGAGGGUGGAUCUUCUUCAGGUUUGUGGGUCCAGCAUUCAACCUUUACCAGCUCGAUGGUCCUCCACUCUCCCCUACUGAUGUGUUCAAGUGAUUCCUCUCAGAUAUUAUAUGUAAAAAUCAGGGGCGCAAAAACCAGACAUUUUUGUUGAAGAGAAUUGCAAUGCCACAUCAUCUUUUAUAGUAUACAGACAUUUUUUUCAUUGUUUAGAAUUUCA
Molecule: messenger RNA, 752 nt
Organism: Vigna umbellata (rice bean)
Lineage: Eukaryota; Viridiplantae; Streptophyta; Magnoliopsida; Fabales; Fabaceae
Source: RefSeq, a predicted model, not a curated record